Messenger RNA from Linnemannia hyalina, 2322 nucleotides. NCBI's taxonomy places the organism in Eukaryota, Fungi, Mortierellomycota, Mortierellomycetes, Mortierellales, Mortierellaceae. The record is from the annotation of a GenBank genome assembly.
AUGGAGUUUAUUGAGAGCAAUAACAUGUCCAACAUGUCAAUGCCACCGAGGGCUCGGCUGUUCGAGCUAAAGACGAGUGCGGAAUUUGCCGCGGAGGAUUUCAACCAUACAAUCAAGACAUGGGUCAACAUGGCCAGUCUCCUUGUAAAACAGGGCAAUAUGGCGGAAUCGAAAGGGGAUGACGAAAACGCAUACAUCUCCUUCGUACGAGCAUGUCUGAUUAUUACGAAAAUCAUCCCAGUUCAACCGCACUACCGCUCGAUGAUGAACGAUAUUGUCUGCAUCGACCUCCGCCAAAAGAUCCUGCUGAUCAUCACAAGGAUGGGACACCUGGAGAGGCGGCUCUUGAAGCGGUUCGAGGACGAGACUAGGCAGAUCGCCACCGCCGCCCGGAUAACACAAGUCUCAGCUGUCGCGCAGCUGAACUCGCUUUCAUCCAGCAAGACCACCGUCGUCACAACUACCAUGAACAAUCGACCUACCAGCACUAUUUUCAAGGUUGAGCGGACUAUGAACAAUUUGAGCGUGGAGUAUUACAGUCCCGAGGAGCCUGUCGUGGAUCAGGAAGAGGACUACAUCGACGAUGAGAGUGACGAUGAGAGCGUCGACGGCCGGGAGAACCUCAACAUCGGCGUGUACAACAACGAUGACAACAACGACGACAUCAAUAUCGACGAUAACGAUGAGAUCAUCGCCACGGUAGAGAUCCAUGACGACUACUUGACAAACGACGGCGCCGAUCUGAUGCUGGAGCUCAGCCCUGAGAGUUACAUCAACCACCACCAUCGUCGCGUCAUGACAGGACCUCGCACUGAACCCUCGCCGCAGCAGCCGCCACCAUACCAUCAGUCCGACAACGACGACCGAGACCGGUACUACCUGGAGCACACAUCCGAGAAACCCAUCAAUCUGAACGGGACUCUAAAGAAGAAGAGCAGCAAUGAGGAUGAUCGGAGUCUUCUCUCACCGGAAUGUCAGCCCAACUAUACCGCCAUGCCUUCAUCACUCUUUCCUCGUCAGCGGGAGGGGUUCCAUGUCAGGAGAUGUUCCUCGACCGAUACCAUCCGGUCUAGUGUUCACUUUCCUGUCAACUCCCUCUCAACUGCCACUGCCUUUCCUUUGACCACCGCUCCUCGAGCCAACCUCGCCACACCGCCAAUCCCGGUUCGAUCCGAUAAGCGCAGCUCGAUGAUGGCCUCGGUAUCAUUUGACCGAAACAACCUCAACAACAUCGGUAACAGCAAUGUCAACUACGUUCGGGACCGCAGCAACCAAGGCGUCGCCGUCGUGCCGGAUUACAGAGGCACGGCUGCUGCAGGGUCGGGACCCACAUCAACGACGACGGCAGUCCGAGGUGGAUAUGAUCGGGAUGUCCUUCAUAGCCGAUUCUCGAACCGACGAACCAUGAGCUUUGAGGGCAACGGCAACUUUUACCCAUCGUUGGGAGGGGUUUCAUCUUCUGCUUAUGAUGUCCAGCAGCAGCGGCCGACUCACACGGGAGGGGCCUCAGCGCUCUGGAGACAUAACAGUACCUCUGUGGGUCGCGUGACCCCUAGGAUCAACAACGGCAAUAACGGUAGCAGCCUAGGUCACCGCAAGCGAGCAUCCUUCGACCUGCACCAACAUCAACAACAGCAGCAGCACCAACGCGAGUAUCAUGGCAACGGCAUCACAGCGGCAUCCCUGAAUGCAGAUCUCCCCCCUACACCAAGAUCGUCCCUUGAGAAACUGAGCGAGCACUUUUCUGCAGGAUCGAGCAAGACAAGCAUGGGAGGCUCGUUCAAGAACGGGUUCUCGCCUUCUCCUUCGACCUCGCCGUCGACCGCAUCUUCGACCCCCUUCGCGUCACCCAUGAUGAAGACUAAUGCCCAGAUGCCCCAGAGCUUUAGCGUCAUCCAACAGCAGCAGCAUGGCCACGGGCACGGACACACCCCUUCGUUGACCUCAUCCAUCACCUCCGGUUCAACUUUGGUUAUGACCGACUCGACCUUCGCCAUGUCCGCGACGGGCACAGCAACUAACAGCUCAGCCACCUACACCCCCACCACCGCUAUGUCCGUCGGAUCCCCCCAACUCUCCAACUCGACUUCCAUCUCCUCUUCCUCUUCUCCCACCAUGACCAACUUCUCCUCCUGGACAACCUCAGGCAAGAAAGCUGGUCUCCUCCGCAAGAUCCGGUCCAAACCCAAGAUGCAAGAAAUGUUCGAUAUUGUCCAAGUCCCCGUUUCCCCCUCCCCUGUCCAUGCCCAGCUCCCCUUGCCUUUGCAUAGGCAGCAGCAGCAGCAUCAACAAGUUUACCCCCCUAUUGCCAUGCGGACUUGA